Molecule: messenger RNA, 2669 nt
Organism: Manis javanica (Malayan pangolin)
Lineage: Eukaryota; Metazoa; Chordata; Mammalia; Pholidota; Manidae
Gene: ALDH3B1
Product: aldehyde dehydrogenase 3 family member B1
Biological process (GO): aldehyde metabolic process
Cellular component (GO): cytoplasm
Molecular function (GO): 3-chloroallyl aldehyde dehydrogenase activity; aldehyde dehydrogenase (NAD+) activity
Source: RefSeq, a predicted model, not a curated record
GUCAGGGGACUGGCUGGAGGGCUGGCUCAGUGGCUCAGGCUGCUGGCCCCCAGGCAGGCCCGGCCACUCACAGCGGCGGGCACGGAGUGGCUUCGCUCUCAAAGGGCCCCUCCUGCCCAGGGAGAAAGGGGAAGCAGAGGGGACUUCCCUUGUGCGACCUGAGAGGUCAGCAGGGAGAGGGGCCCAGGAGAGGCUGGGGGCUGCCGCUGGCCAGCAGGCGCGCUCGUGCUGUCUGACCCGCUGUGCCGCCUUUCACUGGGGUUACUGCCUAUCCUGCCAGGGAGGCAAGAGCCCCCACCCUGGCCCGGCUGACCCAGGAGGGAACACACCCCCAUCCCUGGGUUGGUGGGGAGGCUCAUGAAGCAUCCAUGUGGCAACGGUAUUUGCAGGGCACUCCAGGCUGGGGUAAGGGUGCACAGAAAUGAUUCCAGGAGGCCGUGUUCUUGGGAAUGGACUCUGCCGGGGCCCGGGAAGGAGGGGCGAGCCAGGCUGCCUGGCCCACGGAGGAGCUGGUCCUGAGUGGAGCCAGCAGCACGGCCUUUGUGCGGUGGGGCGGGGACUGGCUCAGCCCACAAGCCAAAGGAUGGACCCCUUCGUGGACACACUGCAGCGGCUGCGGGAGACCUUCAGCACCGGGCGGACGAGGCCAGCUGAGUUCCGGGCUGCCCAGCUCCGGGGCCUGGACCGCUUCCUGCAGGACAACAGGCAGCUUCUGCAGGAGGCGCUGGCGCAGGACCUGGGCAAGCCAGCCUUCGAGUCUGAGGUGUCUGAGAUUGGCAUCUGCCACAGUGAGAUAAACUUGGCGCUCAGGAACCUUCAGGCCUGGAUGAAAGAUGAGAAAGUGGCCAAGAACCUGGCCACGCAGCUGGACUCAGCCUUCAUCCGAAAGGAGCCCUUCGGCCUGGUGCUCAUCAUUGCCCCCUGGAACUACCCCGUGAACCUGACCCUGGUGCCCCUGGUGGGCGCCCUCGCUGCAGGGAACUGUGUGGCACUGAAGCCGUCUGAGAUCAGCAAGAGCGCCGAGAGGGUCCUGGCUGAGGUGCUGCCUCGGUACCUGGACCAGAGCUGCUUCGCCGUGAUGCUGGGUGGGCCCCAGGAGACGGGGCAGCUGCUGGAGCACAAGUUCGACUACAUCUUCUUCACAGGGAGUUCUCAAGUGGGCAGGAUUGUCAUGGCUGCAGCCGCCAAGCACCUGACGCCCGUCACGCUGGAGCUGGGGGGCAAGAACCCCUGCUAUGUGGAUGACAACUGCAACCCCCAGACUGUGGCCAACCGUGUGGCCUGGUCCCGGUACUUCAACACUGGCCAGACCUGCGUGGCCCCCGACUAUGUCCUGUGCAGCCCCGAAAUGCAGGAGCGGCUGCUGCCUGCCCUGCAGAAUGCCAUCACCAUGUUCUAUGGCGAAGAACCCCGGGUGUCCCCGAACCUGGGCCGCAUCAUCAGCCAGAAGCAUUUCCAGCGGCUCCAGAGCCUGCUGGGCUCUGGCCGUGUGGCCAUCGGCGGCCAGACUGACGAGAGUGACCGCUACAUCGCCCCCACAGUGCUGGUGGAUGUGCGGGAGACGGACCCGGUGAUGCAGGAGGAGGUCUUCGGGCCCAUCCUGCCCAUCCUGAACGUGAGGGGCCUGGACGAGGCCAUGAGCUUCAUCAACCGUCGGGAGAAGCCCCUGGCCCUGUACGCCUUCUCCAACAGCAAGCAGGGAAGAAUACCACAGAGGAAGGGCUGGUCUCCGGCCCCGUAUCAGAGGCACACGAGAUCCGCACACCACUGGGGAGGCCGGCCCCCGUCACUCGGCCCAGGCUGUGUCUGCCACAGCUGCCCACUGAGGGGUGGUCAAGCAAGUGCUGGCCUGGACCAGCAGCGGGGGCUUCUGUGGGAACGAUGGCUUCAUGCACAUGACCCUCGCCAGCCUGCCUUUCGGAGGAGUGGGUGCCAGCGGGAUGGGCAGCUACCAUGGCAAGUUCUCCUUCGAUACCUUCUCCCACCACCGCGCCUGUGUGCUGCGCCAGCCCGGGAUGGAAAAGAUCUAUGCUAUCCGCUACCCACCCUACUCACCUCGCAAACUAAGGAUGCUGCUGGUGGCCAUGAGGACCCGCAGCUGCUGCUGCACCCUGCUCUGAGCCCUCCUCGGGCACCGGGGCACUGAGUGACCCCCCUGGCUCACACCUCAGUCAUCCGCCACCACCAUCCGCAGCCGGUGCAGAUGCGGCCUGGGGUCCACGAUACGACGAGUCAAAGACCCUCCAAGGCUACAGCCCAGCCAGCCCUGGCCCUCCUCCCUCCCGGGGCUCCUCUUUCUGGGCCCCCGGCCUCCUCCCUCAGCUGCCCCCCAAAUGGGACAGGCCAAGAGGAGGGCACACGGCAAACUGCGCAGUAGCCUGCCCUCACCCCCCAUGCUAAGCCGCCGGUGUCCUGGGGAGGAGGGCAGAUGUGCGCACCUCCGAGCCACCCCCACCUUGUGGAGGGUGCAGAAGAAGCCGUGGCAUCUGGCCCAGGUCACACAGUGGACCUGCUGUGCCCGGGCCAUCCCUGCCCUCUCUGAACCUGUUUCCCUACCUGCACAGCAGACAUAAUUAAUCAUCGGGGCCUCCUGAGAUUAUUGUUAGGAUUAAAUCUGGGAGCUCAAUACAUAUGAUUUGUCGACCCCAAGCUCGAGAUGUCCUGUCUCC